UGCUAUAAUGAAUUAGUUCAGCUGAAGAUAAGGGUCUGUAAUUUCCUGAUGAACACAGAUAUGGGAAACUUUAUUUCCAGAUGGAAAGUGGCUUGGAUGAUAUUCACGUUUGGAAUGAAAAAUAGUCAAGGUCAUCCUCAUUGCACUGCAAAUGUCACAGUAGAACCAUCUUCAGUUGUGGUGAUGGAAUCUAAUGUCACCAUUACUUGUAUAUUGAAAUGCCAAGGCUGUCGACCAGGAAACAACAUUUUUAUUCAUCUAGAUAAUGAUGCUAAAGAACCAAGGAGGAUUAAUGAGACAGCAGGGGUCCUUCAGCUCUCUAAUAUAAACAGGUCUUAUGAAGUCUCAUGCGUUACUGACUGUGAGGUUCCAUCAGAAGUUUGGUAUAUAAACUGGAUACAUUUAUUUGCAGGAUAUCCUCCAGACAAACCUACAAAUGUACAGUGUUCAUCUGAAGAAAAUUCUGCUUUCAUGAUAUGUACUUGGGAAAAAGGACGAGACACACAGUUACCCACUAGCUACAGUGUGAAUGUCACAAAUCUACAGGUAUCCAGAGAGGACAUAUUUCCUGAAAAUGAAAGUGCACUAAUUCCAAUAAACAGACAACAAGACAAGGAGUUUGACAUUCUCAUUAAGGCCACCAAUGCAUUGGGGCUCUCUAUAUCAGACGUACAACGGGUUUUGCUGGAGGAUAUAGUGGUUCCUGUCAAACCUGUGAUCACCAGAAUAGAAAUUAUUGACUCCAUAUUAAAAAUCAGCAUUCAGUGGAGAAACCAAAUAUCAGCAAACCCAUGUUAUUGUGCAGUGGAAUACAAAACCAUAAAAAAACAGAACUGGAUAUGGGCCGCAGAAUUAGAACUGAAAAAAGCAAAUAUUCUUUUUGUGGAGGAAAACACAGAAGCAAUCAAAUUGCGAGUACAAUGCAGAGAAGAGACAGGAAAACGUUAUUGGAGUGAUUGGAGUGAUCCACAAACAAUUCCAGACACUGUACCAGCUCAGACAUUCAGUGUCUGGAGGGCGCUUGGCUUGGUGUACCCCAACGGAAGUCAAGAAGUUAUUAUUCUUAUAAAGCUGUUGGCUCCUGAAGCACCUCGUAGAAAAAGUUUAGGAUUUAAUGUAACUUGCAAAUUUGAGGGAAAAGAGAUUUUAAUACAAACCUGUGAAAUAUCCCUAACACACUGCAGAGUUAUAGCACCGAAGGGAGUAAAAACCUUAUUUGUUGCAUCAUACAACGCAAACGGCACCUCUAAACCCUGUAAUAUCUCAAUGCAACAAGUACCCGGUUUCUCAACACCCCAAAAUGUAACAACUGAAUUAUUGCUUAAUACUUCAAUAUUAGUUAAAUGGGGACAACUGAAAACAACUGAACACUAUCUUCUUUGGUUCAUUCUCCAAUGGUUUCUUGAUUCUUGUGAUGAGCAGCAGCAGAAUAUUUCAUGGCAGAAGAUUCCAAGGGAAGAAACUCAGUUUUACAUAAAAGAUAACAUAAAACCUGGAAGACAGAUGAACAUUUCUCUGUAUGCAGUAUACGGCAGUAGUGUUGGACUAAUACACUCAUUUUAUGGCUUUUUGCAAGAGUCAAAACCAGAGAGAGGUCCCAAUGCAAAAGUCAAAGUGAAUCUUGGAGACAAGAUACUUAUUGAGUGGGAAGAGAUUCCGUACUGUAAACAAAAAGGACUUAUCACCAAUUACACAAUUUAUCUGAAGAAAGGACUGCGUGACUUUUCAGACAAAUACUACACAGCAGUAAGGAGCUUUUGGUUCUACAGUUUAAAUCAGGACGUUCUUUAUACAAUUUGUGUAACUGCUUCGACUCUAGCAGGCGAAGGACCUUGUGGGGAAUCUUUAAUGUUUCAACCUGAUCAAGGUCUUCAUAACUAUAUUGAGAUGUUAUUAGCAAUCAGCUUUGGUGCAGUCAUCUUGGUAGUUUUUACGUUGACCUUAUAUUUUAAGAAGACAAUACGGGGAAGGAUAAAAAUAUUUAUUCUGUCAUGGCUACCAAACUGCCUACACGAAAUCUAUCCUCAUGUUGAAAACAGUGUAGCAGCAAAAUCUUUGCAGGAAAGACAAAAUAUUCCUGAGCCCUUCCCACUUUUGUUGUACACUGACCCAUCUGUUACGGAGAUUCAUGAACCUGAAACGAUCAGUCAAUCUGAGUUAUUGCCAGAAUUUUUCAAAAAAGCCAGAGAAAUCGAAAAUGUCCCAGAGAAUGUGUCUCCUCCAAAUACUAAUGGUGUGAAUGUUCCUGAAGAAGUGGUGUCAUAUAGACCCCAAACAACAAGACCAAGCAUCCAUAGUAAAGACCCCUACUUUUCACCUGCUCAUAUAAUGAACUUACAAAUUGGCGCAUUAAAUUGGAACAACGAUAUGUUAAGUACUUGCACAAACUUGGGUCCCCUAUUAUUAAAUAGCCAAAAUAUGAUAAAGAGAAAUCUCCAUGAAUUGGAUUUGCCUAUAACCAAUGAUGAAGAACUUAAUCCUACCUCAGUUGACUUUGAAACAGAAAACAAAGUAUCUCUAGAUUUUCAAGGGACCAGUCCAUUAUUCAGUUUAAUAAAUAAUACUCAUACUUUUCCUUCUGAUCAAAUUAAAGAUACCAGUCUGCCAGACAUAAAGAAUUAUUUUCCACAGAUGCUGGCAAAAGGACCAUAAGUAAUGUUAAUAUUAUAACACAGGACUACAUGAAGAACCCCACUACUUGUGCCCUUCAAUGUAGGUCACCAUCGGCUCAGCACUCAAGCGAUAUCCAAAUUGAAUAUUACAGCAUGCCCCCAUAGAAAUGUAUUAUGUGAGGAAUUUAACGCACCUGUGCUAUCCAACAUGCUGAUUUUAGCUUUCUCCUAGACUGUUACAUAAUAAAAAAAAAAAUAACUUUGGGCGCACAGGACACAAUAGUACUAUUAUUUUUCCCUCCAUGUGUAAUCCAAGCCUGAGAAAGCCUGGGAGAGGAAACAUGCCAAAAGCAGUUCUCCUGCAAUUCGAAGUUGGGUCCCUGAUAGUUUUAUACACUUUUGAGUUUACAAAAAUAUUUAGGAGCGAGCACUCUUAGAGCAAUUUGUCGGUGCCCAUCAAACUUGUACGAAUUCUCAAAUGGUGGAACCAGUGGAUUUGUGAAUAUCUAUGUGUAUGUUCAGUCUUUCAACUCUUUUAUGGACAUUAACUAGAAAGAGAAAACCAGCUACUUCUUUCUUCCUCAAAAACAAAUAAAGUCCUAAGAUACCUAUAAGGUAAUAAGAAGGCGCAGCAUCUUGUAAUCCAAAAAUCAACAAAUGUAUAAAGGAAUGUGUGAUAACAUACUCACAAGGUAUAAAGCUAGUGAAAGCUGACUGGCCUCUUGGCAGUGGACCAGCUCACUGAACAACCAUGACAGGACCCUGGAACUCCACAGGCAACUCAGUGGGACUCCAGAACCAAAUCAGUAUCAAAGCAGCAGUGAAAGUAUGUUUUGAAAAGCUAAAAACUUUAAUAAAACAUAAUUAGAAGGGAUCACUUAACAUCAGAGCCCCUUAAUAAAGGACACUUUAUAAGGGGCUCUGAUGUGGAGUGAUCCCUUCUAAUGAUGUUUGAAUAAAGUUUUUAGCUUUUCAAAACAUACAGCACUAUAAUUUCUCUCCAAACUAGAAACUAUUUGAUAAUCCUUUUCAGUUUAUUUUUAAAUAGAAUAAAUGCAAAGUGGUAUGUUAUUUGUAAAAGAUACACAUAAAUAUACAAAGUAUGAGCAUAAUUUGUUAAAGUUACACAGAAACUAUAAAAUUAUAUUUAGAAAUUUUAAAAUCACAAUCCUAAAUACACUGCUGUAUAGAAAAUGAGAUACAAAAUAUAAAGUGCAAAGUUUAAAUGUUAUAAAUCUUAAUCUGAAGUGUAAAAUAAUGAGUAAAUGCAAAAGAACUGUCUUGUCAUGCAGUGCUAUAUGGCACUUGGCUUGUCUCUCCUUAAUGUACAGAAAUGCAGGGAACACUUCUUGGACAAGUAUAACAAAAUCUGCCUUUUAAGAAUUUCACUAAGGAUCUCGCAGUACUGGAGUAUCAUUUUAGAUCAUCUCAUCUGAGCAGAGAGGUUUUGAUAAUCAUGCUCAAAGUCCCUUUAUAUACCUACACAUAGUACAGUAUACUUGAUCCCAACAAUCAAUUAAACUAUACAUAAAUAUUAAAGGGACAGUCUAGGCCAAAAAAAACUUUCAUGAUUCAGAUAGAGCAUGUAAUUUUAAACAACUUUCCAAUUUACUUUUAUCACCAAUUUUGCUUUGUUCUCUUGGUAUUCUUAGUUGACAGCUUAACCUAGGAGGUUCAUAUGCUAAUUUCUUAGACCUUGAAGGCCAUCUCAUUUCAGAAUGCAUUUUAACAGUUUUCAGCACUGGAGGGUGUUAGUUCAUGUAUUUCAUAUAGAUAACACUGUGAUUGUGCACGUGAAGUUAUCUGGGAGCAGGCACUGAUUGGCUAAACUGCAAGUCUGUCAAAAGAACUGAAAUAAAGGGGCAGUUUGCAGAGGCUUAGAUACAAGAUAAUCACAGAGGUUAAAAGUAUAUUAAUAUAACUGUGUUGGUUAUGCAAAACUGGGGAAUGGAUAAUAAAGGGAUUAUCUAUCUUUUAAAACAAUAAAAAUUCUGGUGUAGACUGUCCCUUUAAUGUGAAAAAAAUAUAUGAUUCCAAUAAAUAAUGAAAAAAAGCAUACGAUUAUCCUGGAGAAUAAUAAAGUAAAAUCUUUUAGACAUAAUAA
Molecule: messenger RNA, 4716 nt
Organism: Bombina bombina (fire-bellied toad)
Lineage: Eukaryota; Metazoa; Chordata; Amphibia; Anura; Bombinatoridae
Product: interleukin-12 receptor subunit beta-2-like
Exons: 16
Coding region: 49-2652 (867 amino acids)
Biological process (GO): cytokine-mediated signaling pathway
Cellular component (GO): external side of plasma membrane; signaling receptor complex
Molecular function (GO): cytokine receptor activity; cytokine binding
Source: RefSeq, a predicted model, not a curated record